AUGAACGCGGAACAAAGCAAGAGUCUGCUUUCUAGCGGGCACCUUUCGGCCGAUCCAUAUAUUAACAACUGCUAUUCCGAAAUGUGUAUGUCGACGACACAAGUUGCUCCACAACCUGGAAAACACAAAAUCGGAUGGGUAAUCGCAGCGAUAUUUAUCAUAGCCGAUAUGGUCGGAGGAGGAGUUGUAGCGAUGCCUGUCGCGUUCAAACUGUCUGGACUUCCUAUGGGUAUUAUCAUUAUGCUUACGGUAGCAGUUAGCUUCGAGUACACUGGAUAUCUUCUUGGAAAAGUGUGGAACAAAAUCAUGGAGAGGAAUCCUCAUAUUGGAGUUUGUCGGAAGCCUUUUCCGGAAAUGGCAAAACGAACAAUGGGAACUAACAUGCAACGGUUUACAUCAGUUCUUGGAAAUGUGACUCAAUUUGGAGUUUCUGUGGUUUAUCUUCUACUUUCCUCGAAUAUUAUCCACUAUUUUUUGAGUCAUGUUCUUCAUUUGGACUCUGUUUCCAAUUGCUUGGUCAUCACUGCUCUGGCUUUUAUCAUCUGGCCCUUCACUUUGCUUGCCAGUCCAGGAGAAUUCUGGAUAGUGAUUGUGUUUGCAAUGUUAACUACAGUCAUCGCUGUUGUUUCUAUUCACACUGGAAUUGCUCUUGACUCUUCUGCUUGCUUCGCUGCUGUCUCUUAUCCUCAAACUACUAGUACAUCAACAGUACUUUCGUUCGGAAUCUUUUUGUUCGCCUUCUCCGGACACUACGUCUUCCCAACAAUUCAACAUGAUAUGAAGAAUCCUAGAGAUUUCACCAAAUCAAUUAUUGCUGGAUUCUUGGGAGUCGUUGUUCUGUAUCUUCCACUUUGCAUUUUUGCAUUUGUGGUCUACGGAGAUUCGAUGGCCGAGUCAGUGAUCUACAGUAUUCAGAGUCCUUUCCUUCAACUUUUGGCAAAUCUGAUGAUUGCAUUCCAUUGUAUUAUGACACUGGUCAUUGUCAUUAAUCCAUUGAAUCAAGAAGUGGAACAUUAUGCAAAGAUAUCUCAUGCAUUCGGAGUCGGAAGAGUGGUUACAAGAACCAUCGUUUUGUUCCUUGUACUCUUUGUCGCACUUACAGUUCCAGAUUUCCAGCCAGUCAUGAAUCUUGUCGGUGCAUCAACGAUUCCAAUGGGUUGUGCUGUCCUUCCAUCUCUUUUUUUCUUAUAUUCUGAAGCAGCAACUGAAGAAGAAUGGAGGAAGGGUAAAAUUCCAACACUGAAAGAAGUGUUGGAGCGAACUGAUAAAACAGUUUUGAUAAUCAAUUUGGUGAUUAUCUUUGGUGCCAUUCUUGGCGGAGUUCUCGGAUCUUAUCAAGGAGUUUUGAAGCUUGUUAAAGCGAAAUUCACACAACCUUGUUACAUUCGUCUCUUCACUGAAACUACUUAUAACUCGACAUUCCAAGUCAAAAAUGUAUGCUGCGGUAUGAAUCGUGACAUCAACGUAUUCAAUGUGACCGACUUCUGCUGA
Messenger RNA from Caenorhabditis briggsae, 1491 nucleotides. Gene Ontology annotation, cellular component: vacuolar membrane. The record is from RefSeq and is a predicted model, not a curated record. Lineage: Eukaryota; Metazoa; Nematoda; Chromadorea; Rhabditida; Rhabditidae. The coding region runs from base 1 to 1491 and encodes 496 amino acids. Gene Ontology annotation, molecular function: L-proline transmembrane transporter activity; L-alanine transmembrane transporter activity. The transcript is spliced from 8 exons. Gene Ontology annotation, biological process: L-alanine transport; amino acid transmembrane transport.